This is a messenger RNA of Echinococcus granulosus, 342 nucleotides long. Its product is annotated as Thioredoxin. The record is from RefSeq and is a predicted model, not a curated record. Gene Ontology annotation, molecular function: protein-disulfide reductase activity. The transcript has a single exon. The coding region runs from base 1 to 342 and encodes 113 amino acids. Lineage: Eukaryota; Metazoa; Platyhelminthes; Cestoda; Cyclophyllidea; Taeniidae.
AUGUCUGGAGAGCCCUCAACCACUGCCGUGAGACACGUCGACGCGGAGGGCCUGAAACGCGUAUUGGGUGACAACCGCCUCGUAGUGAUAAAUUUUUGUGCGCCAUGGUGCGGACCCUGUCGUCUGCUGGCGCCCAAAGUGGAGCAACUAGCCAAGCAACAUCAAGACAUAAUCUUUGUUAAGGUGGAUAUUGACGAGUGCGAGGAGGUCUCGGCCCAGUACAACGUCUCCGCUCUGCCCACACUCAUAGCCGUGCGAAAUGGACACAUCGUUGGACGCGUGGUUGGAGCCAGCGAGGCGGAUCUGCAGCAAAUGGUCAAUGCUAAUCGCGACCAAUGUUAA